UGUCCAUUGCGGGUUACUUUCUUGUUCUUAGGUUUGAGCGGGAUUAGAGAUGGGUAAUGUACACGUUGUAGUGGUACGCAGCCGCGGGUGAAGACUGGUGCGGUGGUGCGGGCGGGACGCGUCGCUGUUAUAAGGGGGGGUCCCGGGCAGCGCGCGCUCAGUGUGCCCGAGUGUCCCGUGUUGCGUGUGCGCACUCCCGUGAGCUAACGACCACAACAACUUCGACAUGCAGCUCUUAUUGGCCACCUGCUUCCUGCUGUUCGCAGCCACCUUCGGCCCAGCCGCAGCCCAGAGGAUAACCACCAUACAGCUCGAUGGCGUACAAUACUUCAUCUCAAGGAUGAAUCCCUACAGCCCGGAGCUCAACUACUUCCUAGCCUACCAAUACUGCAGAUCAUUAGGAUUGCAGUUAGCGUCUUUUGAGACGAAGGAAAAGGCGGAUUCAAUCACGACAUACCUCACUAAUGCAGGCUACAACAAGUAUGAUUUCUGGACGUCGGGUAAUAAUUUGGGCACAGAUAUGUAUCUCUGGAUGAGCACAGGGUUGCCCUUCAAUGCCACUUUCAACUACAUGCGGCGUAUGGCUAUGGACGCUCCGAGCCAGCCAACUGACGACAGCAUGGACCCUCUUGACGUACCUCAAGGAAGCACCGCCCCUCAACGCACAGCUAGGCAUGGUCUGUAUUCCAGGACGGAGCACGUCAUGACGAACGGGUGCGUGGCCCUCAAGGCACCGACCUUCCACUGGGAGCCGCAGCACUGCGGGGAGAUCAAGGACUUCAUCUGCGAGCAGACGCGCUGCUACUACUACAACUACGGCUCCAUCCCGGUCUCCUCUGCGCAGGGGAAGCCGUUGUCGCUGACGACCACGACGACGGCGCACCCGCUCACGUCGUCGUCGCCGCCGCCACCGCGCUCCGAGCACCUGCCCACACACUUCACCCUCAACGACCUCAUCGGCAAGCUGCGCCCCUCCUCGCUCGACGGCCUCCAGUCCCCACACCUCAAGACUAACGCGUUGCUGAAGUCACCCCCGCAGAUCGACUCACACUAUUCCAGAGCGUCAGAUGCGCACUCGCACGACCACGAGCAGGAGCAGAAGGAGGAGCCGACCCAGGGUCCGUACGAGGAGGACGACGGCAUGGUCGGCGACGACCCGGCGGCCUACCUGUCGCAGGAAGCGCGCGAUGCGCCGGCCGCGGACGAGGCGCCGCCGUCUACCGCCGAGCCGCCCGCCACCGAGCACUCCGUCCACGCCAGCGGCAUGCUGGCGCCCCCCGCCUACUAGCGACCGGCUCGGCGGGACUAGCUUCACUCUUCAUGACAAUUAGCAUUUUUUCUACCAAAAGUAUUACUUAUUUCAUUAGGGACAAGCUUUUCGAGAAGCGAAUAGAAGAGGGGUAUAGAUGUUGAGGGUGUUAUAAGACUUGAUUUUAUCUAUAUCUGUAAAUGAGAUUUCUACAAUCCUAAAGCGUCAAGCUUAGUGAUCAAUCUUCGACUGGGGACUAAGGUUUUUAUGGGGCAAUAUAACUCGUGAAGGUGCUGGCGACUCGCUAUAUGCGACUUGCCUCCGUCUUCGAAUAUCGUUGAAUGAAUAUCACAAAAUGAGUAUUCCACGAAUAUAGGUACCUAACUUCGCUAAGUAUAAGUAUGUAGGUGUGUCAGAUCUCCGGUAUUUUCAUUUAAACCGUAAAGUGUAUUAAUUUAAUUUAAGAAAAUUAAGGCCGUACGAAAAUAUUUGGACAUAUCAAUCGAAAUAGUGGUAUAUAAGAUAGUGUUUAUAUACGUGACGUACCUAGUUAAGUAUAGUAAGUUGAGACUCAAGAAUUUAAAGAAUAGUGAUGUAGCGAAGUUAAUAAAGUUUAAACUUUAUAAGAAA
This is a messenger RNA of Pectinophora gossypiella (pink bollworm), 1879 nucleotides long. RefSeq lists its product as uncharacterized. Gene Ontology annotation, biological process: biological process involved in interspecies interaction between organisms. The coding region runs from base 227 to 1288 and encodes 353 amino acids. The transcript is spliced from 6 exons. The record is from RefSeq and is a predicted model, not a curated record. Gene Ontology annotation, molecular function: carbohydrate binding. Gene Ontology annotation, cellular component: external side of plasma membrane. Lineage: Eukaryota; Metazoa; Arthropoda; Insecta; Lepidoptera; Gelechiidae.